CCCAGAGGCACAAGUCGCGUGUAGCUGGACGGGAAGGCGUGUAUACAUAGAAGUCGUUCUCUGCAAGAGCCCGCGCAACGCGAGUAUGGCACCAUUACGAGUGGCUGUGAUUGGAGCUGGGCCGUCAGGGUUGAUUGCUGCCCGCAUGCUUGCCUCACGACCGCAAGAUUUCGAAUUCGAAGUCUAUGAACGUGGAUAUAACAUCGGGGGUAUGUGGUUGUACACAGACAAGACAGGGGUAGGUGAAAAUGGCUACCCAGUACACUCAAGUAUUUACAAGAACCUUAUCUCCAACCUACCUACGCAGGCGAUGGAGUUUCCUGACUUUCCCUACCCUUCUGAUCUUAAAGGAAAAUUCCUUCCCUGGAAAAAGGUGCAGGACUACAUUUUUUCCUAUGCUGACCACUUCAACCUUCGCAAACACGUCCAACUGAACACAGAUGUGGCGUCUGUAAAACGCAUCACCCCAAAGCCUGUCUCAUCAGGAGAUGCCCACCAAUCUCCCAACAGACCACAGUGGUUGGUGCGCACGACUGCCCUUCAGGGAGGAGGCAGCAAGGAGAAGGUGUUUGAUGCUGUAUUAGUGUGCAAUGGGCAAUGCGGCGCCCCACACUACCCAGACGUUCCUGGUCUAAAGAGCUUCAGCAGGGUAUUGAUGCACAGCCAUGAAUACCGUCAUCCAGAACUCUAUAAAGGUGGCGGCGGCUCGGACCGCGUAUAUGCACCUUAUCCGAGUUAG
Priapulus caudatus is the source of this 739-nucleotide messenger RNA. Its product is annotated as flavin-containing monooxygenase FMO GS-OX5-like. The transcript has 5 exons. Lineage: Eukaryota; Metazoa; Priapulida; Priapulimorpha; Priapulimorphida; Priapulidae. Gene Ontology annotation, molecular function: flavin adenine dinucleotide binding; NADP binding; N,N-dimethylaniline monooxygenase activity. Bases 86 to 739 code for a protein of 217 amino acids. The record is from RefSeq and is a predicted model, not a curated record.